Messenger RNA from Oncorhynchus keta (chum salmon), 2024 nucleotides. RefSeq names its product asialoglycoprotein receptor 2-like. The record is from RefSeq and is a predicted model, not a curated record. Gene Ontology annotation, biological process: detection of fungus; phagocytosis, recognition; positive regulation of phagocytosis. The coding region runs from base 487 to 1398 and encodes 303 amino acids. Gene Ontology annotation, molecular function: (1->3)-beta-D-glucan binding; pattern recognition receptor activity. NCBI's taxonomy places the organism in Eukaryota, Metazoa, Chordata, Actinopteri, Salmoniformes, Salmonidae. Gene Ontology annotation, cellular component: cell surface. The transcript has 7 exons.
ACUGGAGGGUAUGGCAAGUCUUCAGAGAUAUGCUCACCCUAAAACAAGAGAGGAAUGAAAGACAAUCGUAUUUCUGUUUCCCACAGCUAUGGAGCUUUCCAUAUUGAGUAGCACACAGCAAUGUUACCAUCAUGACACGUAAACAUACAUUCCCCCUUUGAGUCAGACGUGUGAAUCUGUACAGUGAAAUAUCUGCCUGUGAAGUAACCUCAUCGCCAGGCUCAAUUGCUACAGUGACAGAGAGCCGGCUGGGUGGAGAUUAUCUGUGAGUAAUUAAUGCAGACCAGAGUCAACCCAGAAGUACUUAUACAGAUCCUAUUGGGGAUAACAACAGUAGUCGCACUUGUAGAAAUAAAGCGUAUCGAAUCACGCUUCAGACCAGCUUGAAACAAAAAGGAAUCCCAAAAAGCCUUCCUCAUCCCAGGACACUUCAACAGGAUGCCAGAAGAGCUGCAUUACUCUACAGUGGUUUUAAAAAAUUAAAAAAUGUCUUCACCAAAAGUGGAGGAGGGCCCUGCUCCCCACUCUCAAACCUUUGGAGGAGUGGCAUUCUGUUUGGGGGUUCUUUGUGUCCUGUUGGUGUCAACCAUUUUACCUCUCUGUGUCUACUUCAGCACUGCCCUCUCAGAGCACAACACAAAUUUGGUGAGGGAACUGGAGCAGCUAACAGAUGAGCAUAUAUCCCUACUGGCAGCCAAUCAGGACCUAAUGAAUCUCUACUGCAAGCUGAGUGUAGCCAAUCACAUUUUGCAGAGCGAUUACAUCAAAGUGUCUACUGAAAACCAGCAAUUGAAGGCAGAGAGGAUGAACUUGUCAAGAGAAAGGGAUGGGCUCAACUGGACUCUUGGGGUCAUAUUUCAGUUGAAGAAUUUCCCAGUUGAUAACUACUGCCCAUAUGAAGAUGCCAACACCAAAGAUAGAGCAUGCAAACCUUGUCAAGUUGGCUGGGUGCUGUUCCAAUCCAGUUGUUACCUGUUUCUGCACAUUAAAGUCCCCUUCGGUCACCUUUGGAGGACCUGGCAAGGAAGCAGACAGCACUGCAAAAACAACAAUGCCGAUUUGGUAGACAUAGGCAGUCAAGAGGAACAGGAAUUCAUUCUCAACAACACUCAAGCCUACUAUGAUGAAGAUCAUGGGUACUGGAUCGGCCUGACUGACAUAGCAGAAGACGGUCAAUGGCUUUGGGUUGAUGGACGUAAUCAGAAUCUGACUGAUGGGCAAACCUCAAAUCAAAAUGAAUCACCCCAAUGUAGCCCACCGUCUUCUACAGGUGAUGUAAAAAUAUCUCCAGUGUUUUUAGUUUCAACAGGGCGUACCCGAUUUCCCCCCGAAUCGAUAUCAGUGAUUUAUUGCCACCAGUCAAAACAGGGUUUUUGGUGCAUAAAAAAAUACAAGUAAUAUGAUUACUAAUUGUUGCACAUGUAUGAUAGUACAUUUUAUGUUUAGGUUUUCAAGAUACACGGUUUCUGCAUAUUGGGUAUUGUUUUGGACACGUUAAAACUGUUUUGACAUUGGGCUAUUAAUCCAAAUGGCUUGUGGAAAGGAAGCAGUAACAGCAUCAUUUAACAAGUUUUAGGAAUAUAAAUGUAACUUUCAACAUUCAAUUCCAAUGGUAUUGUACUUAAAUCUGGUUUAAAAACAGCUGAAUGAGUCCAAAAACGUGCUGUGGUGGAUUUAUUUUGAUGAUAUACCAUAAAAUCACCAAAAUCGCCCUGCCUACUAAUGUAAUUUACAAGCAAGUUCAAGCUGACAUAUGUAUAACGUUACACUUGAUAUAUUAUCAUUGCUACUGUUAUUUUCACUGUUGUUUUUAUUUCUUUACUUACCUAUUGUUCACCUAAUACCUUUUUUAACUUAGAAAUUACACUGUAAGUAAGCAUUUCACUGUAAGGUUGUAUUUGGCGCACGUGACAAAUAAACUUUGAUUUGAGAAACUCCUGUCCGUAAUCGAUGUUCAUUAGCUAACAGAUUGUCUAUCAUUAAUUGACUAUACUGUUACUAAAUACAUUUCUGAAAAUCUAACA